Episyrphus balteatus (marmalade hoverfly) is the source of this 1644-nucleotide messenger RNA. Its product is annotated as sorting nexin-29. NCBI's taxonomy places the organism in Eukaryota, Metazoa, Arthropoda, Insecta, Diptera, Syrphidae. The transcript is spliced from 2 exons. The coding region runs from base 168 to 1628 and encodes 486 amino acids. Gene Ontology annotation, molecular function: phosphatidylinositol binding. The record is from RefSeq and is a predicted model, not a curated record.
AAUUUCCUUCUUCAAUUUUCAAAGUGGAAAGUGCCACAAAAAUAAUCAUUUUAAAUAAUUUGCAAAAUAAAUGAGAGUAAACUCCUAAACAAAUAAAGACACCAAUUUUUCCAUUCCACAAAAAAAACAAAAAAUAAAAUGCGUAUUAUACUCAUCAUUCAAAUGCAAUGCCCGAAAUAAAUAGAAAAAUCAAACGUGAUCAAAUUCUAAAUAAAUUAAUAAAAUCCGCCAAACAAUGUCAGGAACAAUUUGGCGGUCGAAAAGAGUUGGCUACCGAGAAAGAUGACGUAACUGCUCGAUUAUUAAAUUCUCUCGAAGACGCCUUCUUUUUUGGCCUUAAAUCGCAACCAACAUCUUUGCCGAUAGCAAUAUUUCAAAAUGUUCAUGAGAUAGUCUCAGGUAAUACAACAACAACAAAUGAUUUUUUAUUUUGGGAUUUUUGUCAAAAACAUUUAACAAAUCAUGAACAACAAAGGUUUGAUGGAUUGAAGAAUGUCACGACGAAAUGUGGCAAAGCCAAGGCAUUUAUUAGAGCUUCUUUGAAUGAGAAUUCUUUGGGAAGGUAUAUUCUGACUUGGCUUUAUGAUCCAAGUCUUGGGGAUAUUUAUGAAUCAUGGGCAUUUAUGGUUGAUCCGGAGGCAGCCAAUUUGCUCCCAUCAAUUGCCGAUGGUUUGAAUACGAUUUUGUUUGCUCUCGCUGUCGACACACAGGAGGUGGAUUUACAAGUUGGUUAUGGUUUGGCACGAAAACCAGAACCAAUUAUUUAUGCUCCAUCUCCAAUUGGCUCUCUAAAAAAGACCACAGCCAUAGAGAGGCCCAUUGCAGGUGUUGAGGCAGCGGAGGAUGUUGUUAGCGAGGUUUUACCAAAUAGAGUGAGAAAAGAGUCCUGCAGAGGGAGCGAAGAGCUUGUUACCCAAGUGACCGAAAGUACCCCUUCACAAGAAACAGUUGACUAUGAACCGGAAUGUCUUACCGAGAUACUCCAUGAAAUGCUAACUAAGAAAUUCGAUCACGAAAUCAUACCUCAUGAACCGGAGAUUCUUUUGGAAGCCGAAGCUGACACAAAAAGUGAAACAUCAUCCCAGUGCAGCAAGUCAUCGUCAGCUGUUUCCAAUCCAAAUGUAUUUCGUCAGCAAAGUACCACAGAGCUGGAGCAGAAACUCCGUGACAUGACAGAGCGAUGCACUCUGCUCGAAACCAGAGUGGCCCAGUUGAGUUUGGAAAACAGGCAAUUGCGACGGCUCACACACAAUGCUGUGACGGAAACAACAGCAAAUUUCUUAAUCACAAUCCCUCAGGCCAAACUCAUUACGACUCGCAGUCGUAACUAUUACUCUUACGAAGUCCACAUAACAAUGCGUGACAGACUAGAACAUUGGUUGGUAAUGCGGCGAUACAGGGAGUUCCAUAAACUCCAUAAGCAAUUGAAGAAAAUCCACCCAGGAAUAUCGACAAUUGAAUUCCCACCAAAGAAACACUUUGGCAAUAUGAAUCGGAUUUUUGUAGAGGAACGACGACAGCAGUUACAGAUCUAUCUAAUCAGUGUGAUGGAAUUUCUACCUCAGGUCGAGGCGUGUCGGAACAAAGAGGAAUUACAAAGGAUUUUCCCAUUCUUUCAGGAUCGAUAAAAGUCGAAAGUCGCAA